AUGAACUACAAGAAUAUCUUUCGCAAUAUGUAUUUAUUCCUCCGACGUGCGCAUUAUAUCAUUCCUCGGAAGAUGCUGCACAAUCAGCUGGCGCGAUAUAUCAGUCUAACACACUCAACAUUACGAACGAGCAAUAAGGAUACGGCUAUCGUAUCAAACCAAGAGGUCAAAGGGACAAGCAUGGCUGAAACAUCAAACUCCAAGGAGAUCCAGCAGAACUCUACUCAUUUCGCCAAAAAGACUGUCAAACAACUGGAUGAGGAACUAAGGCUGAAGAUGGAGGGUUUAUCCGGGGAGGGGGGCUCGGCCGGCGUGGAAUAUGAGAAUGGAAAAGCUGAAGGCCUGAGGAGGGGCGUUAAAGCAAAUAUGUUCAGAGUCAUAUAA
This is a messenger RNA of Cryphonectria parasitica EP155, 384 nucleotides long. RefSeq lists its product as uncharacterized. Bases 1 to 384 code for a protein of 127 amino acids. The record is from RefSeq and is a predicted model, not a curated record. NCBI's taxonomy places the organism in Eukaryota, Fungi, Ascomycota, Sordariomycetes, Diaporthales, Cryphonectriaceae. The transcript has 2 exons.